This is a messenger RNA of Didymodactylos carnosus, 780 nucleotides long. The record is from the annotation of a GenBank genome assembly. Lineage: Eukaryota; Metazoa; Rotifera; Eurotatoria; Philodinida; Philodinidae.
AUGCGAAUGAUGGUUGAUCGAGAUGUGUCACGCGUAGCAACAACUCCAUUUGAGACACUCUCGGUUCUGCCUCAGCGUAAUUUACGACGAAUUAUACCUUUGCCUUCAAGUAUAGAUAGCUCACAAACUGAACCACAAUUACUGGACCCAAUUCAAGCAGCUACACCGAUUUCGAGGAGACUUAUAAAUUUGCCUUCACGCACAGUUUUAAGUACAGAUAACUCACAAAUCGAACCACAAUUACUGGACCCAAUUCAAGCAGCUACACCGAUUUCAACGUCAAUGAUAAAUAAACCAACGAAAGACCAGCGUUUAAAUAAACAACUUUUCCAUUUGAACAAUAUACCAACUCAGCUGAAUUAUAAAAAUGACUUUGGUGCAAUAAUAUCGCAAUUUCCUUUACAAAGUACAUCAAGUGCACAUCAGAAAAUAAUCAACUAUCUUUGUGUUGCAGAAACGUUACAAGCCACCACAUUUCCAUCGGUAGCAGUACAUAUUAUGUUUACAAAAAGAAUUAAUUUUAAAACAUUAUUCCUGAACAACAUUUUCCCCAGUAACUAUUUGUAUCUGCAAUUAAAACAUUACAAAAAUGUUAUAAACAAUGAUGUAUUCAACGAUAAAAUUAAAGAAGAAACUAACGAUUUAUAUGUAGAAACAUCGAAGUAUGAAAGGAAAAAUGAUUUCAAAUUAACAUCAACGCAAUACAGAAGUCGACAAGCUCAUUUUGCUGCACUAGCUUUAAGUCAAGGAUCAGUCGAACAAGGGUUUCAUACAGACUAA